This is a messenger RNA of Protopterus annectens (West African lungfish), 2111 nucleotides long. RefSeq names its product D(1C) dopamine receptor-like. Gene Ontology annotation, biological process: adenylate cyclase-activating adrenergic receptor signaling pathway. The record is from RefSeq and is a predicted model, not a curated record. Gene Ontology annotation, cellular component: membrane. Gene Ontology annotation, molecular function: G protein-coupled receptor activity. Lineage: Eukaryota; Metazoa; Chordata; Ceratodontiformes; Protopteridae. Bases 140 to 1579 code for a protein of 479 amino acids. The transcript has a single exon.
GAUCCCAUCUGACUCUUGAUCAGUUAUGCAUGCUGAGAUGCGUGUUGGAAGUGUACCGUCUUGCCUUUCCAGGAUGCAUUUUGCAGGUAGCUGAGUGUCACUGUCACUACAACAAAGCUUCUUAAUACAUCUGUAUGCCAUGCUUCAGGCACCAAAACAGCAGAAUGGAAUGAUUCUGUGUGUGAAGAGUACUACACAAAACAGAAGUGUCUACAUGGAAAACGUGGGAAACAUCACACAAAAUUCUGAAGCAGACGAAACUAGAGACAAAGAGAUUAGUGUACGUGUGCUGACAGGCUGCCUGCUUCUACUCCUUAUUCUGUCAACACUUUUGGGAAAUACUUUAGUUUGUGUAGCUGUUAUCAAGUUCAGACAUUUACGCACUAAAGUUACCAAUUUUUUUGUAAUUUCUUUAGCCGUCUCAGAUCUAUGCGUGGCUGUGCUAGUCAUGCCAUGGAAAGCUAUCACUGAAGUGGCUGGCUACUGGCUAUUUGGACAUUUUUGUGACACCUGGAUUGCUUUUGAUAUAAUGUGUUCUACUGCCUCAAUCUUAAAUUUGUGCAUCAUCAGUCUGGACCGCUACUGGGCUAUUGCCAGUCCCUUUAGAUAUGAGCGUAAAAUGACUCAGAGAGCAGCUUUUAUCAUGAUUGGAGUGGCGUGGAUGCUUUCUGUUCUUAUUUCUUUUAUACCAGUCCAGCUGAAAUGGCAUAAAGCCCAGGAAGUUGACAUGGUAACCACUGUCAGCUCUGACAGUGGACAUUGUGAUUCCAGCUUAAACAGGACUUAUGCCAUUGCAUCUUCUCUUAUUAGCUUUUACAUACCUGUUGCCAUUAUGUUAGGUACGUACACUAGGAUUUAUCAAAUCGCACAGACGCAGAUACGGAGGAUCUCAUCUCUGGAACGUGCUGUGGAGCAUGCCCAGAGCUGCCAUCACCACCCAAAUGAGUGCCCUCAUGAGAACUCUCUGAAGAACUCCUUCAAGAAGGAAACUAAGGUUUUGAAAACACUGUCUAUUAUAAUGGGAGUAUUUGUGUUUUGCUGGUUGCCAUUCUUUAUUUUAAAUUGCAUGAUACCAUUUUGUGACAUGGACAACUAUCGGAUAGCUGCACCUCCAUGUGUGAGUGACACCACUUUCAGUAUUUUUGUCUGGUUUGGUUGGGCCAAUUCUUCCAUAAACCCAGUAAUAUAUGCUUUUAAUGCUGACUUUAGAAAAGCUUUUUCCACAAUUUUAGGAUGUAAUAAGUUCUGCUCCACCAGUUCAGUUGAAGCUGUCAAUUUCAGCAAUGAGAUGGUCUCAUACCACCAUGAUACUACAUUUCAAAAGGACGUCCCAGUCGUGUUUAACAGUACCCAGCUUCCCAACAUGGUUUCACUGCCAGACGAGGAACUGGUUGCCCCAUCGGAUAAAGUAUCAGACCAUUCAUCAUUUCAGAUGUCCAGGAGCCAUAAAAAUGUACUGCUUCCAUCAGUAGUUCAGUUUGAGUGUGAAGCAGAGAUUUCUUUAGACACCAUCACACCAUUCACUUCUGUGAGACUAAAUGAAUGUGAAGUGAUCCACAGUGAAGCCCAGGAUGUCUGAAUCCCAUUUCAGUGCCACAUUCUGCCUUUACUUUGCAGACAUUUGUAUGACAGAAAAACUCUGAGCUGAGUUUGCUUUGCUGCUGUUAUAGUAAAAAUCACAGGGGAUUCAAGUCUUGGCAAUAAUACCCUGAAUCUAAUACUUGUUUAAUGAAGUUUAGGAGUACAUGACAGUUUCUUGAAGAAAUCAGAUACUGUGACAACUAAAAUGAGAAAACUUAUUUGGCUAAAUCACUCAGUAAUGCAAUUUUUAUGUAUUUAUUUGCUUGUCUGUUUUGUAUUCCUUUAUUUUUAGUCAUUCAGUUGUUGUAAUUGUCAUAAAGUGCUUACUUUUAAGUCAUUUUAGCAUUAUAGUAAGAUCAUUUUAUCCUUGCAUGAUCUAUACUGCUAUUACUGUUGCAAAACUGCUAAUAAUUAUAUCUGUUGGUUACUUAAGAAUUUCAUGCUGCCACUACAUUAUUAUAAUGUUAGCAUGAAAACGUUAAACGUGAUAUGAUAAUUUACAACAAUAAUUUUGACAUUCUUAUUUAACA